Lotus japonicus is the source of this 1191-nucleotide messenger RNA. RefSeq names its product ribosome production factor 2 homolog. Lineage: Eukaryota; Viridiplantae; Streptophyta; Magnoliopsida; Fabales; Fabaceae. Gene Ontology annotation, biological process: ribosomal large subunit assembly; maturation of LSU-rRNA from tricistronic rRNA transcript (SSU-rRNA, 5.8S rRNA, LSU-rRNA). Gene Ontology annotation, molecular function: rRNA binding. Bases 104 to 1051 code for a protein of 315 amino acids. The record is from RefSeq and is a predicted model, not a curated record. Gene Ontology annotation, cellular component: nucleolus. The transcript is spliced from 6 exons.
AGAAUCAAAAUACAAAAUCCCCAUUCUUAAACCCUAAAACCUAAACCUAAAGCAGAGCACACACUCCCAACGUUACGUUGUCUCUGCCUCCGCUACGGCUGCGAUGUCGGAAAUCAGAACCGCCAAGACGCGCCGGGGCAAACGCGAGCUCGAGAAGCGUGCUCCCAAACUCGUUGAAUCAGGGAAGAAGACGCUUAUACUGCAUGGGACGAAGACAAGCGGCGUGUUGAACGCCGUGUUGGCUCAGAUUCAUCACCUGAAGAAGGAAAACUCCAUCAAGUACAGCCGCAAGAAUGAAAGCAUUAAGCCCUUUGAGAGUGGCGGCGAGACUUCUUUGGAGUUCUUUUCGCUUAAAACUGAUUGCAGCAUCUUUGUGUAUGGAUCUCACUCAAAGAAGCGACCUGAUAACCUUGUUAUAGGGAGAAUGUAUGAUCACCAUGUCUAUGAUCUAGUAGAAGUUGGGGUUGAAAAAUUUAAACCCUUGGAGUCAUUUAAUUAUGAUAAAAAAAUAGCUCCAAAGGAAGGGACGAAACCUUUUAUUGUUUUUAUUGGAGAAGGAUUUGAAGCUGUGGACGAGCUAAAACAUUUGAAGGAAGUUUUGCUCGAUCUUUUUCGGGGAGAGGUUGUAGAGAAUCUGAAUCUUGCUGGAGUGGACCGGGCAUAUGUAUGUACUGCCAUAUCUCCUAAUAAGGUAUUUUUUACUCACUGUGCAUUGCGACUGAAAAAAUCAGGCACCACUGUGCCAAGAAUGGAAUUGGUUGAAGUUGGCCCUUCCAUGGAUCUGGUUAUUCGUCGGCAUCGUCCUCCUAAUGAGAGUAUCAGGAAGGAAGCCAUGAGAAUUACAAGAGAAAAGCCAAAGAAAAAGGAGAAGAAUGUUAAAGGGGAUCCAUUGGAAGGAAAGAUUGGAAAUGUUUAUAUUCCAGAUCAGAAGAUUGGUGAAAUGGCUUUACCUAAUUUAGCAAAGGGAGUGAAGAGGGAGCGCCGAGAAGCCAAGCGGAAAAACCAGAAUGAUGAACAAGCACCGAAAAGGAAGAAGGAAGAAGAAUCUUAAUAUAUUAUAAACUACACAUGUUGUCUUCUUUUGAUUAUGAAGUGAUCCAUAGUGGAUCAAAUUAUAUCUAAUUUCUUAUCGCGUAGGUGACAUGAAUAUUCUUUAUUUCCCCUACAAGUGAGAGUUUUGUCUUCAUUUCA